AUGACGCCAUGCUUUCGUCUGUUUGUGUUUCCCGUUUUUUUCCCCCUGGUACUCCAUACUCCGUACGACUUCUUCGUGUUCUUCAACCCCAGUAUACAAACGGCCCCGUUUGUACGCAGUCUCUGUAGCGAAGCGACAACACAGGUCCAGGCCCAGGCCCAGGCCAAGGCCCAUAAGCAUCCCAACCCGUCGCGUCCAACGCCACGUUCCUUGGACGACCAUUGA
Molecule: messenger RNA, 225 nt
Organism: Colletotrichum lupini
Lineage: Eukaryota; Fungi; Ascomycota; Sordariomycetes; Glomerellales; Glomerellaceae
Exons: 1
Coding region: 1-225 (74 amino acids)
Source: RefSeq, a predicted model, not a curated record